UAAUUAGCUCAAUCAAAGAGCAAAAUAAAAGGAAAGUAAAAGCUCAUCAUGAGCAAGCAGAAAACCUAAAAGGGAAGUAAGAAAAAAAGAUCCUCUUUGGCUCUCUCACAAGGCACGUUCCCUUUUCUCUAAUGAUGGGAAUACAGUUUCUGCACUCUCUACCCCUUAUAAUUUCUUCUUCAUAGGUUCUCCUCCCUCCUCUCUCUCUCUCUCUCUCUCUCUCUCUCUCUCUUCUUCUAUCUGUUUCUGACAGUCAUGAGUUUUUGUACUUUUUUCCCAGAAAAAUCCCACAACUACCCCAACAGGGAGAGAGGCCAUAAUAAUAACAUGAGCAGAUUGGCUCCUUUCUUGGUCGCAUUUCUAGCCACUGCCACCAUUUUUAGCUUGUUCGUACUCUAUUCUCCAAACCCUUUUUUAAUUUCUCCCAAACAGGGCCUUAACGAUCUCAAUUCUGUUCAAAACCAGACAUCCAUUCAUGCAGCACAGAAAGAACAUCAAGCCCCUGAUCGCACUAACAUCAAGCUCCUACCGCCACCAAAGAAGGAAGAGGAGUGUGAUUUGUUCAAGGGUCAUUGGAUUCCGGAUUCGAGAGGAGCAAUGUACACGAAUUCGAGCUGCGCCACGAUUCCGGAAUCAAAAAAUUGUUUCAGAAAUGGGAGGAGGGACAGGGAUUUUCUGAAUUGGAGAUGGAAACCGGACAAGUGCGAGCUUCCGCGGUUUGACCCGAAAACGUUUUUGGAAAUUGUUCGGGGAAAGAAAAUGGCGUUCAUCGGCGACUCUGUCGCCAGGAACCAUGUCGAGUCUCUUCUCUGCCUCUUGUCACAGGAGGAAAACCCUAAAGACAUUUACAAGUAUUCCGAUGACCGGUUCAGGAUAUGGUACUUUCCUCAGUACGACUUCACCCUCAUGAAAUUAUGGUCCAAAUAUCUCAUAGCUGCAGAGGAGAGGAUGGUUAACGGUUCAGGAUCCGGCAUUUUUGAUUUACAACUGGACAAGGUCGACGAUAAAUGGGCAGAACAGCUUCCGGAAUUAGACUACGCUAUAUUCUCAGGCGGGCAUUGGUUUUUUCGUCUAAUGUACCUACACGAAGGUGACAAACUUACCGGAUGUGUUUACUGUAACGAACCUAAUGUCACCGAAUACAACAACAGCCAAGCCUUGCGCAUGGCUUUUCGAGCUAUAUUCAAGUACAUAAAGGAUUGCAAAAACUGCAAGGGAGGCCUCUUGACCUUGUUGAGGACAUUUGCGCCAGCACAUUUUGAAGGCGGGGCUUGGAACACCGGGGGAUACUGCAACCGAACAAGUCCUUUGAGCGAGAGGGAAAUCGAUUUAGGGACGUUUGAUUGGGAACUGAGGAGCAUUCAGGUUGAGGAGUUUGAAAGAGCAAAAAAAGAAGGGGAGAUGGAGGGGAGGAGGUUUAGGGUUUUGGAUAUAACUAGGGCAAUGCUUAUGAGACCGGAUGGGCACCCGGGAGCUCACUGGGGAAACAAGUGGAUGAAAGGUUACAACGACUGUGUGCAUUGGUGCAUGCCAGGCCCUGUUGAUUACUGGAACCAUUUUUUGAUGGAGAUUAUCCGAAACGAGGGAGGAGGGUUUAGGGUUUAGUUAGAACUUAGUACAAACAUUCAUACAAAUCCAUACUUAAUAGUUUAUUAUACCUAUUUUUUAAUUUUGUUUUUC
This is a messenger RNA of Pyrus x bretschneideri (Chinese white pear), 1680 nucleotides long. RefSeq names its product xyloglucan O-acetyltransferase 4. The record is from RefSeq and is a predicted model, not a curated record. Gene Ontology annotation, cellular component: Golgi apparatus. Lineage: Eukaryota; Viridiplantae; Streptophyta; Magnoliopsida; Rosales; Rosaceae. Gene Ontology annotation, molecular function: O-acetyltransferase activity.